Peromyscus eremicus (cactus mouse) is the source of this 5892-nucleotide messenger RNA. RefSeq names its product erythrocyte membrane protein band 4.1 like 1 (gene Epb41l1). Gene Ontology annotation, biological process: cortical actin cytoskeleton organization. Gene Ontology annotation, cellular component: plasma membrane; cytoskeleton. Lineage: Eukaryota; Metazoa; Chordata; Mammalia; Rodentia; Cricetidae. Bases 316 to 4920 code for a protein of 1534 amino acids. The record is from RefSeq and is a predicted model, not a curated record. Gene Ontology annotation, molecular function: actin binding; structural molecule activity. The transcript has 25 exons.
GAAGGAGCCAGCGAGCGAGCGAGUGAGAGAGCGGGGCAUUUCUGCUCAGCUUCAGAGCGCCUCGGAGCCCGCCAGGGCGGCCACUGAUCGCAAGAACAGAGAGACAGACAGACAGACGGCUCCCGGAAGGCGCGCCGCCACCACCAGGUUAGCAGGGCGCGGAGACCGCGCAGGCUGGCGCCGUGUCCCGAGCCUCGAGUAUUGGAGGACGUGUGUGGCCGGAGCCGCGAGCCUUGAUCCGUGUCUUUGCCGGUGCCAGACUGAGGACGUCUUCCCCAGGGAGCCAGUGUGCAGAGGAGGGGCGUGCUGGUCACCAUGACAACAGAGACAGGCCCGGAUUCUGAGGUGAAGAAGGCUCAGGAGGAGACUCCACAGCAGCCUGAGGCUGCUGCAGCUGUGACCACACCAGUGACCCCUGCAGGCCACAGCCACCCAGAGACCAACUCCAAUGAGAAGCAUCUGCCCCAGCAGGACACAAGGCCUGCUGAACAGAGCCUAGAUAUGGAGGAUAAGGACUAUUGUGAGGCCGAUGGCCUGUCGGAGCGGACCACGCCGAGCAAGGCCCAGAAGUCACCCCAGAAGAUUGCCAAGAAGUUCAAGAGUGCCAUCUGCCGAGUCACUCUGCUUGAUGCCUCUGAGUACGAGUGUGAGGUGGAGAAGCACGGCCGGGGCCAGGUGCUGUUUGACCUGGUCUGUGAGCACCUCAACCUCCUGGAGAAGGACUACUUCGGUCUGACCUUCUGUGAUGCCGACAGCCAGAAGAACUGGCUGGACCCUUCCAAGGAAAUCAAGAAGCAGAUCCGGAGCAGCCCCUGGAAUUUUGCCUUCACAGUCAAGUUCUACCCUCCUGACCCGGCCCAGCUGACAGAAGACAUCACUAGGUAUUACCUGUGCCUGCAGCUCAGGGCAGACAUCAUCACAGGCCGGCUGCCCUGCUCCUUUGUCACGCAUGCCCUGCUGGGCUCCUAUGCUGUACAGGCUGAGCUGGGAGACUAUGACGCAGAGGAGCACAUGGGCAACUAUGUCAGUGAGCUGCGCUUUGCCCCAAACCAGACCCGGGAGCUGGAGGAGAGGAUCAUGGAGCUGCACAAGACAUACAGGGGCAUGACCCCGGGAGAGGCGGAGAUCCACUUCCUGGAGAAUGCCAAGAAGCUGUCCAUGUAUGGGGUUGAUCUGCACCACGCUAAGGACUCUGAGGGAAUCGAUAUCAUGCUGGGUGUCUGUGCCAACGGCCUGCUCAUCUACCGGGAUCGCCUGAGAAUCAACCGUUUUGCCUGGCCCAAGAUCCUCAAGAUCUCCUACAAGAGGAGUAACUUCUACAUCAAGAUCCGGCCUGGGGAGUACGAGCAGUUCGAGAGCACUAUCGGCUUCAAGCUCCCUAACCACCGCUCAGCCAAGCGGCUGUGGAAGGUCUGCAUUGAGCACCACACAUUCUUCCGGCUGGUGUCCCCGGAGCCCCCACCCAAGGGCUUUCUGGUGAUGGGCUCCAAGUUCCGGUACAGCGGAAGGACCCAGGCACAGACCCGACAAGCCAGCGCCCUCAUCGACCGGCCGGCACCCUUCUUUGAGCGUUCCUCCAGCAAGCGAUACACCAUGUCCCGCAGCCUUGAUGGAGCGGAGUUCUCCCGCCCCGCCUCAGUCAGUGAGAACCAUGAUGCGGGGCCUGAUGGUGACAAGCGGGAAGACGAUGCUGAGUCAGGGGGACGGCGAUCAGAGGCCGAAGAAGGAGAGCUCAGGACCCCCACCAAGAUCAAGGAGCUGAAGCCGGAGCAGGAAACCACGCCAAGACACAAGCAGGAGUUCUUGGACAAGCCAGAGGAUGUCCUACUGAAGCACCAGGCCAGCAUCAAUGAGCUCAAGAGGGCCCUGAAGGAACCCAACAGCAAACUCAUCCACCGGGAGCGAGAUCGGGAGCGGGAGCGCAGGCUGCCCUCGUCACCCGCCUCCCCCUCCCCCAAGGGCACCCCUGAGAAAGCCAGUGAGGGCUCAGAGCAUUGGGUAUUUAUAGAAAGAGUAUACACUAGGCCAGAAGAACUUGGCCUCCUAACAGUGGCCACCACACAACGGGAAGAAAGUGAGGCAGGCCUCGCUGAGAUCCUUGCUGAUGGCAGACUCUCCAAGGUAGACAUUCUGGUGGACAAGUUCAAAGUUGAAGUGGCCACGGAAGAAACAGUGGGAGCCAGAAGAGCAAGCACUCAACAGCAAGGGAAGAUGGUCGUAAGUCCAGAAGUCUUCGAGACAAUGAGAGAGGAAGGCCUGUGCAUCAGGGGAGGCCCCAGAGAGGCUUCCCAGGCUGCAGCCUGCACGCCACCAGCCAAGCUUCUUGAGGGCUCCAAGCUCAAGAUCAGGAACCGCCGCAUCUCAGAGGGUCAGCUGGAGAGCCCAGUAGAGCCGAGCAAGGGGCUGGAGGGGCUCCAGUCUUGGCAGAGACCUGCAGCUACGGGAGCUGGGUCAGGGCUAGGAGAAGUUCUCUCUCCUGCAUCAGACAAGGGAGGACUCCAGUCCUUCCUGUUGGAUCCGGCCCAGGCAGAAGCCAGGGCUGACUCCAGCGACGAGACUGACACCUCCUUUGCAGAGAGGAGCUUCUGUCUAAACUACGGCGAGAAAGACUCAGAAGACCAAGUUCCGCCCCCACCCUCAGAGGACAGAGAAGAGCACCUGGAUGCCCCUCCUGGAGAUGGGCCCUGGCCGGAGCUGGCAGGGGAGCACACAGAAUGCUGGGAGCUGAAGUCCUCAGCCCCAAGGGGUUCUGCCCCAGGUUCCAGCCAGAAUAAAGAUGAAACCCAUAUGGAAGAAGCCCGGUCCCCUAGGGACCAUGGGAGGCCUGGUGACCUGCAGGGAGCUGCUGUGGGACAGACUUUUGCAGACUGGGAAGAAACGCAGCAAAGGCUGGAAGGAGAGUUGACCUACCCAAUGGCAAGGGCAGCUGAAGAUGAGGAGGCCGCCAUGACUACAGAUUGGAUGGGAAAGACUGAGGAAAGUCCCCCCCCAGCCGGAUGGAGGAAGCAGCCCCCUGGUGGAGGAGGAGGAGGGGUGCACCUAGAUGCCCAGGCCUGUGCCCUUCUGAGGACCAUCCCUCCUCAUGUUAGGAAGCCAGUCAGGCCAAACCAAGGCGGCCUUCUGCCCAAAGAGAAGAGGGCAAUUUCCUCUGAGGCUGUCGAACCCAAAACAGAGGACAGGGAGGCAGUCAUCCCCCUGCCAGCAGCUGUGGAGGACACUUCUCAAAGCCCAGUCUCUCCUGGGCCAGGGAAGCCUUCGGAGUUCUGGGAUCCCUUUGGAGAUCAGGUCCCCAUAGUUUUCAAACACAUCCAUCUUCCUGAAGAGAGCCCCGUGCCCAAGGACACACGAGGUGAACGCAAAGUGCCCCCCGUUGCCAGCAAGAAACCCCGAGCUGUCCCUGAAGGAGCUGAGGGGUUUGUGUUCCCUUCAGAAAAGCAAAAGGAGACUUCACUCUGGGCUGGGGACCAAGGGGGUUCCCAGGAAGAUAUUAGCAAGACCUCAGUGGCUAACAAAAUCCGGAUAUUUGAGACCCAUGGAGCUGAGACUUGCCGAGCCAGUCAGGGUGAACUGAGGGCCCUUCCACAUGAGCUGCCUUCGGAGGCUUCCCCAGGGCAGGUAGAACAUCCGCGAAAUAGGCUGCUAGACUUGGGCUUUGGCCAACUCCAGCCCCCUGAGGACUUGGCCAGCCCCAAAGUUACACACUCCUCUGUCAUGCCUCUGGCUACCCAGCACUAUGGGGAGGGCACCUCUACUACCUCCCACCAGGAAAGAUGCACAGAACCAGAGCUCGUGUCCCCUGAUUCAGGAUGUGAAACCACGCUGGAGGAAGCUACCGGGAACAAAUCCGGAGAUGCGGGCAGGGAAGAGAAGAGCUUCUUCAGCCACUUAGCACCAAACACCCCUGGGAAGGGGGGGCGCCUGAGAUUCGCCAGCCCUCCGGGCCCUCAGAGAGCAGGGCUGAGGGAGGGCUCGGAGGAGAAAGGCAAGCCACCACGUCCUCGUGCCCCAGAGAGUGACACAGGAGAUGAGGACCAGGACCAGGAGAGGGAUGCGGUAUUCUUGAAGGACAACCACCUGGCCAUUGAACGCAAGUGCUCCAGCAUAACGGUCAGCUCCACAUCCAGCCUGGAGGCUGAGGUGGACUUCACGGUUAUUGGCGAUUACCACGGCAGCGCCUUUGAAGACUUCUCCAGAAGCCUGCCUGAGCUGGACCGUGAUAAGAGCGACUCUGAGACAGAAGGCCUGGUGUUCGCCCGGGAUCUCAAGGGACCCUCCAGCCAAGAGGAUGAGUCUGGGGGCAUCGAGGACAGCCCAGACCGAGGGGCCUGCUCCACUCCCGAAAUGCCCCAGUUUGAGUCUGUGAAGGCAGAAACCAUGACCGUCAGCAGUCUAGCAAUCAGAAAGAAGAUCGAGCCAGAGGCCAUGCUGCAGAGCCGAGUCUCCGCUGCGGACAGCACCCAGGUUGACGGGAGUGCCCCAGUGGGGAAGGACUUCAUGACGACUCCCCCCUGCAUCACCACAGAGACCAUCUCCACCACCAUGGAGAACAGUCUCAAGUCCGGGAAGGGGGCAGCUGCCAUGAUCCCAGGCCCACAGACGGUGGCCACGGAAAUCCGUUCUCUUUCACCGAUCAUCGGGAAAGAUGUCCUCACCAGCACCUACGGCGCCACUGCGGAAACCCUCUCAACCUCCACCACCACCCAUGUCACCAAAACUGUGAAGGGAGGGUUUUCUGAGACAAGGAUCGAGAAGCGCAUCAUCAUUACCGGGGACGAAGAUGUCGAUCAAGACCAGGCCCUGGCUUUGGCCAUCAAGGAAGCCAAACUGCAGCAUCCAGACAUGCUGGUAACCAAAGCUGUUGUCUACAGAGAAACAGACCCAUCCCCGGAGGAGAGGGACAAGAAGCCACAGGAAUCCUGACCUCCGUGAAGAGAUGCUGGCGUGUCUGGUCCAACCCAAGCCAGAGAACCAUUAAGAAGGGGCCUUCAUUCUGGAUUCUCCGACAACACCAACAUCCCAGCUGCGACGUACUGUCACUGAUGAGAGACUGGGAAGGGAAAGCAUAUAUAUAGAGAUAUAUAUAGAUAUAGAUAUAUAUACAGGAAACACCGCGUCCGUGCGCGGCUGCUGAGGCUGGCGGAGCAGUCAGCCGAUGGCGACAGCCAACAUCUGCAACAACCUUCAUUUCCUUUGCAGACAAAUUGAAUUGGUGGAAAUUUUUCUUUUCAGGAAAAUAUGUAACAAUCAUAAUCUCUCGCUCCCCCGCCCCUUUCUCCUGCCAAACUACAAAAGCAGACCAUGAUGAUUGUAGAUGUCCCCGUGAGCCCCGGCUGCACACACUCCAGGAUGGGUGAGCACCCUAUUUGUUCUCCAGCCUCUGUUGCUCCUUCUAAUGCAAAGGAAGAAGAAAAAAAAUAAGAUCACGUAGCCAAGCAAGAGAAGUCACAGCAGCAAGACAUGCACAGUCAACUGUUUUCCAAGAAAGGAAGAAUGGAAGUCUCCCACUUGGAGGAGGAGGGGGAGGAACACUCAAUUGUUGUUUUCUGGGUCUUGACACCGGGCUGUGAAAUCCCUCUCUCUGUUCUGCCUCCCGCUUCACCCUUGACUCCUGCUCAUCUUGUCUCCAUUUUCUGUCUCAGCUCCCUCCUGCCUCUCUCCCCUCCUCUUCUGUGUCCUGGUCCUGUGAGGGCCACUGCAGAUGACUCUCAUUGGCAGAAAAAGAGACUGCAAGAGCAACAGGAAGCCAUGGGAAGGGAAGUAGACGUUGUAUGUUUCCAGUUUCUCAUGACGGAGGUGCAGCUCGUAGGAGAGUGUAUGACUGUGAUUUUAAGUUAUGUAUAUUACAUGUAACGGGAAACAAAUAUUAAAAUAAACUGUGCUGGUAAGUAUGCA